AUGUCCAAGCAAGAACCCGCGGAUCAGGUCAAGUUCCUUGUGUCCUGCAUCGGACACACCAGCAACGGUCGACCUGACUUCCAGGCUGUUGCCGAUGAGCUCAGCAUCGUAUCCAAGGCCGCUGCCCAGAAGCGAUACGAGCGCAUGCUCAAGGCUCACGGCAUCAGCCGUCCUGGCGCCCUCGUCAACGGCAAUGGAACUGAUUCUGUCCCUUCAACUCCUAAGCGCAAGGCCAAGGCCGAGGGCGCCGGAAGUGUCAAGAAGCGAGCUACUCCUCGCAAGGCUAAGAAGGAGGAGUCUGACGACGAUGAAGACGUGAAACCAAAGACCCCUACUAGCAAGGGCAAGGUCAAGAAGGAAGAGGAAAAGGACUCGGCUGAUUCUGCUGGCUCGCUCUCUGAUGCGCCCCCUUCUGAUGGUGGUUCUUAAGGCUAAAUCCAACCAACGACCAAAAGCAUGGCGAGGGAAACAGCUGGAACAGUAACACCAUCAUGACUUUUGUCCUGCCGAUCUCGUGGACAGCUAGAUAUCUGAUUAGGAUGUGACGGCGUAUGCGCAGAGUUGGGGUAUCAGUAUCAUGGAUCAGGGAUCAAGGAUAGUCUCAAGAGAUGCAAG
Molecule: messenger RNA, 615 nt
Organism: Fusarium redolens
Lineage: Eukaryota; Fungi; Ascomycota; Sordariomycetes; Hypocreales; Nectriaceae
Exons: 4
Coding region: 1-429 (142 amino acids)
Source: RefSeq, a predicted model, not a curated record